AUGCGUAAUUAUCUUUACCAACGCCUCCUGUUGGCUAUUCCCACGCUGUUUGGCGUGACCGCGCUCAUAUUCAUUGCUAUGCGCGUUUUGCCCGGAGAUCCCCUUCUCGCCAUUUACGGGGAGUCCUCCGGGCUGCACAUCCUCACCGAGGAAGAGUUGAAGGGAGCACGGGAGAGCCUGGGCUUGGACAAGCCGCUAUACCUCCAAUACGCGAGUUGGAUUGGGGAUGUGCUGAAGGGCGAUUUCGGCAGGUCAUUCUGGCAGGACAGGCCCAUCAGGGACACCAUACUGCGACGCGGCCCCAUUACGGCUGAAAUUGCGGUGAUCGCUGUAGCACUCUCUUGGAUAAUCGGGUUGCCUGUGGGCUUGAUUGCGGCGGCGUGGCGAAACACGUGGAUCGACUAUGUGGUUCGUGUGGUCGUUACGUUCUUCAUGGCUGUGCCGAGCUUCUGGCUGGGCCUCACACUAAUUCUUGCUACCGUACUCAUCUGGCAGUGGAGGCCGCCCCUGACCAUAAUCCAUCUAUGGGACGACCCUUGGGGCAACUUGACGAUAGUGAUAGGCCCCGCUGUCGUAAUGGCAAUCAAUAUGGGGGCCGAGCUUGCCCGCAUGAGCCGAGCCACUCUUUGGAAGUCUUCAGCGAAGACUAUGUGCGCACCGCAAGGGCCAAAGGGCUGGCUGAACGCCUGCAUUCAAUUGGCGUUCCUGCUGGGCGGCUCGGUUGCGGUCGAGCGCGCCUUCGCCGUUCCCGGACUUGGCACAACCCUGGUGAACGGCAUAGCCGAGCGCGACUGGAUGAUUAUCCAGAAUGUUGUUCUGCUGUACGGAAUCUCUUUCGUGAUAAUCAAUCUGGGCAUUGAUCUACUUUACGGCCUGCUGGACCCGCGAAUUCGCUAUCAGUAG
Messenger RNA from Geodia barretti, 903 nucleotides. The record is from the annotation of a GenBank genome assembly. Lineage: Eukaryota; Metazoa; Porifera; Demospongiae; Tetractinellida; Geodiidae.